Messenger RNA from Haplochromis burtoni (Burton's mouthbrooder), 2102 nucleotides. RefSeq names its product focadhesin-like. Bases 637 to 1017 code for a protein of 126 amino acids. The record is from RefSeq and is a predicted model, not a curated record. The transcript has 5 exons. NCBI's taxonomy places the organism in Eukaryota, Metazoa, Chordata, Actinopteri, Cichliformes, Cichlidae. Gene Ontology annotation, biological process: regulation of post-transcriptional gene silencing.
UUGAACAGCAUGUAUAACUUUAACUGAGCUUCGUUAGUCUUUCUUAGCCUGCUGCAGUUACAGUUACAGCCGCGUAUUUGUUACAGUGAACCUGCCGUCAGCUGUAUAACAUUAGCAUUAGCUUGUGGUGAUGCUAAGCUGCUACUAGCAGGUCCUGUUCAGUGCUAAGUUGUGUCCGGACGACUUUACAGUUUAGUUUUCUCCGUAUUACGAUCACCAGAUAACUGUGGAUGGCCUCGUGUGUACGGAAGCUUCGUGGUGAAGCGCUUUGGCCUGUGGGAAAUGUAGGAAACACCAGGACGAGCUGCGCACCGCAGGAAACCGCUUUGACAAAUCAACCUUAUUUUCGCUCACUUCAUUAAUAAAAGUCUUGUCACUUGAAGAACUGCAGUUUUCACACAUCUCGCCGUUAAUGUCACCCAGCUAACGGUGUAGUUUCAAGAAACAAUGCAGUGUUCCUGCCACGAACAUCACGACGGAAGCCCUGCAGGGUCGAUCUGCGCAGCGGCUCUGAUGGAAACGCCGCAGAUAGUAGCUCAUUCUCCUUCUUCCGGUUUCUCCUCUUAGUGUCUCCAUAGCAACUCAUCUGCCUCCUCUCACCUGGUCCCGAGGAUCCAGGUGUGAUCCAGUGACACGAUGGAGAGUUUAAAGACGCGGCUCGAGUUCCCCAGCCCCGUCAUACAAGCCCAGACGGUGAGAAGUCUUGUUGCAGCUGUCUUAAAGGAAAAAGGGUCAGAUGGGCAGAUCACCUGGUCCUGUGCUCAGGGCCCAGCACUGGAAGCUUUGUGGCAGCAGUGCUGCAGUGACUGUGCUGUGGUGUGUUCAGCGUGCUGUGACACCUUGGUGUUAUUGGUGGACCAGGGCCAUGCAGACCUGGACUACAUCCUCAGUGGUGUCCUCAACCUCCUGCCUUCUGCAAGACACACGCAAGGGUUGAUAAAAGUCAUUCGGCGAUUGUUGGAGAUGCAGGCUGACCAGAGCGAUGCACACUUCACCUGUCCGUAUUCUAUCAGGUAAGUAUCUCAUGUCUAAUAUCUAGAGGUGUUCAUACAUGUUGUCUUGUGUAAUCUAUCAAGCUACACAUAGCUUGUAGCUUACUGCUAGUCCAAAGAGGCAGCACUGGUCCAUCACCCACUUGAAGUGCUGUAGGGGUCCGGUGCUCUGUGGGGUGGCAGUCGUGGCCCUGGUGCUUGAGUCCCAGCUAUAAACUGGCUCUUGGAGCAUGAGCAUCCCAAACUAGUGCGUGUUGAAAAACACUGACUACAUGUAAAGAGUGAGAGGUGGCAGGCAGGGAAUGGGUACGUUUGUAUCUCCCUGAUUUGAUCAGCAUUUAGACGUUUUCCCUGGUGGACAGGACGGGUGCUUCCCUGUGCCGUCAUGUUGGGAACAGGUGCCCAUAGUCAUCUGUUCACAUGUGACUAACAGCUGUUUAGAGUACUUUUUAGAGUUGCUGGGUGAGGUGGGUACCCCAUCUAGCAACUCCAUAGUCCUGCUGGGGGACUUUGAUGUGUUGGUGGCAAUCCCUGAACCAGAAGAUAGACAUUGGAGGUUCAGGAGCAGCAGGUUGCAGCGUCCUGUUAGGCUUGGCUAUCUUCUGGCAGAUAUCGACAGGAUGAGUGUAACUCUUGCAGAAGCUGAAGCAAAAACUCAGCUGUACGAGGAGCUUGGUGAGGAAAUGCAGCAAGACUUUUGGAGCUUGGUCCGUUUUGCCAUCACUGUCGGAUCUAUUCCUGCUGGGUGUUGUUAUCGAUGCUGUUUUGAGUAAUUCUGCAGCUGCGUGUGAAACAUUGGGAAUGAGAGUCAGCACCUCCAAGUCUGAGGCUGUGGUUCAAAGCUGAAAACAGUGGAGCAGCCACUCCAGGUCAAGGACGAGCUGGCGCCCAAGUUGGAGGCGUUUAAGUAUCUGUGGGUGUUGUUCACGAGUGAGGACAGAGUGACAGACGGUGCUGUGGCUGCAGUGAUGGGCCGCUGUAAGAACCAACAGGGUUUUAACAUUAAAAGUGAUGUUUGGUCACAAUAUGGUGAGCUCUCCUCUUUUUAGUGCAUAAAAUCUGUCCUGUGGAUGAAUGCAGACUUCACCUCAAAGGCAAAGACACUCGUGA